Dama dama (fallow deer) is the source of this 936-nucleotide messenger RNA. Its product is annotated as olfactory receptor 4C46-like. The transcript has a single exon. Gene Ontology annotation, cellular component: membrane. Gene Ontology annotation, molecular function: olfactory receptor activity; G protein-coupled receptor activity. Gene Ontology annotation, biological process: G protein-coupled receptor signaling pathway. Lineage: Eukaryota; Metazoa; Chordata; Mammalia; Artiodactyla; Cervidae. The record is from RefSeq and is a predicted model, not a curated record. The coding region runs from base 1 to 936 and encodes 311 amino acids.
AUGAAACACACGGAGAACAGGAACGUGACAGAGUUUGUUCUACUGGGGCUCACAGAGAAUCCAAAGAUGCAGAAAAUUGUAUUUGCUGUGUUUCUGGUCAUCUACCUCACCACUGUGGUAGGGAAUGUGCUCAUCGUGGUCAUCAUCAAUGCCAGUUCAUCACUGAGGUCUCCCAUGUACUUUUUCCUGGCCCAUCUCUCCUUUGUUGAUGUCUGCUAUUCCUCUGUAAGUACCCCCAAACUGAUUGCAGAUUCACUCUAUGAAAAGAAGACUAUCCUAUUUAAUGGUUGCAUGACCCAAAUCUUUGGGGAACAUUUCUUCGGAGCUGCUGAGAUAAUCCUGCUCACUGUGAUGGCUUAUGACCGCUAUGUGGCCAUCUGCAAGCCCUUGCACUAUACAACCAUCAUGAGCUGGCGGGUGUGUGGGCUGCUAGCGGGAGUGGCUUGGGUGGGAGGCUUUCUUCAUGUAUUCAUACAGGUCCUCUUUAUUUUCCACUUACCCUUCUGUGGCCCUAAUGUCAUAGACCACUUUAUGUGUGACCUGAACCCUUUGCUCAGUCUUGUCUGCACUGACACCCACACUCUAGGGCUCUUUGUUGCUGCCAACAGUGGUUUAAUCUGUCUGUUAAACUUCCUUCUCCUGCUGGUCUCCUAUGUGGCCAUCCUUUACUCCCUAAAGACCUACAGUUUGGAGGCAAGACACAAAGCCUUCUCCACCUGUGUUUCCCACAUCACAGUGGUUGUCUUAUUUUUUGUGCCCUGCACAUUUGUGUACAUGAGACCCGCAGCUAUUUUACCUAUUGAUAAAGCAGUUGCUGUAUUCUACACUAUGAUAACUCCCAUGUUAAAUCCCUUAAUCUAUACCUUGAGAAAUGCCCAGAUGAAAAAUGCCAUUAGGAAAUUGUGCAGUAGGAAAGUUAUUUCAGCAGACAGAUAA